AAGAAAAAAACACAGAAAACGAGAAAUGUCAGACGUAGAAGAAGAAGAAGAAGGAUCAACAAAUGCAAUUACAGAUUCGAGAAGUUUCGAUCUUCCCGACGAACUUCUUCAAGUUCUACCGUCCGAUCCAUUCGAGCAACUCGAUGUAGCUCGCAAAAUCACAUCCAUUGCUCUCUCGACACGUGUCUCUGCUCUCGAAUCAGAGUCGUCGGAUCUCCGGGAACUUCUCGCUGAGAAAGAUAAAGAAAUCGCCGAGCUACAAUCUCACGUCGAGUCUCUUGACGCUUCUCUCUCCGAUGCGUUUCAUAAGCUUUCUCAAGCUGAUGGUGAAAAGGAGAAUCUGAUAAGAGAGAAUGCAUCGUUGUCUAAUACUGUGAAGAGACUUCAGAGAGAUGUCUCUAAGCUUGAGGGAUUUAGGAAGACGCUUAUGAUGUCUCUUCAAGAUGAUGACCAAAAUGCAGGAACAACGCAAAUCAUCGCUAAGCCGACACCAAACGAUGAUGAUACUCCAUUUCAACCUUCAAGACAUUCAUCAAUUCAAUCUCAAGCUUCUGAAGCUAUUGAACCAGCUACAACUGACAAGGAAAACGAUGCUCCAAAACCGAGUUUAUCAGCCAGUCUUCCGUUAAUAUCGCAAACUACUACGCCACGGCUUACUCCUCCUGGUUCUCCACCAAUCUUAUCUGCUUCUGGUACCCCGAAAACAACUUCGAGACCUCUCUCUCCUCGACGCCAUUCUGUAUCAUUUGCUACCACUAGAGGCGUGUUUGAUGAUACUAGAUCUUCUAUUUCAAUUUCAGAGCCUGGAUCACAGACCACUAGAACUCGGGUUGAUGGAAAAGAGUUUUUCCGACAAGUCAGGAGCCGAUUAUCUUACGAGCAAUUUGGUGCAUUUCUUGGAAAUGUGAAGGAUCUUAACGCCCACAAGCAGACAAGAGAAGAAACGCUUAGGAAAGCUGAAGAGAUAUUUGGAGGCGAUAACAGAGAUCUCUACGUCAUAUUCGAGGGCUUGAUCACUCGAAACGCUCACUGAGAGUUUGGCUUCUUCAGUUACACAAAGAAAUUAUACACUCGGAAACUCAGGAUUCAGUCUGCAGCAUUCAAUUUCUUUUGUUUUCUUGGCCGUCAAGUAAGACCAAGUGAAACUGACAAUUUGAUUGUAUCAUUUGUGCCUCUCGUGUAUCUAUCUAUUACUUCUUGAAUAAAUUACAUUUCAUCAU
Messenger RNA from Arabidopsis arenosa, 1220 nucleotides. The record is from the annotation of a GenBank genome assembly. NCBI's taxonomy places the organism in Eukaryota, Viridiplantae, Streptophyta, Magnoliopsida, Brassicales, Brassicaceae.